GUCGAGUGCAAGUCUAAGCUGCCACUCCCGCUAAUUACACAUUUCACAGAGUAUUAGUCCCAGCGCUUCGGUCGCCGGUCGCCAUCAUUUUUCAACCGUUCGCCUUCAACGCCCGCAAUAUGUUGCUUGUCGACAAGCGCCAGUCGCUGCCGCCUCAGGUCUCCGCCAGUCGCAAGCGCAAGAUCGUUCUGAGUGACGACUGCAGGGAAAAGCGCGCGCGUUGCGAGUGGACCGAACUCGAGUACGAAAUGGUACUGGAGGAGGCCACUUUAUUACGUGAGGAGCUGGAGCUGCUGCUCUUUGUGGCAGUAGAUCUGUGCCGCGAUCUCAGCUGCGACGACGCACCUGUACGCAGUUUUUCGACCGCGCUGGAGCAGAUCGGAGAGCUCAUGACCUCCCCAGAACCGCUUACUGUCCCGCAGAUCCGCGAUAUGUGCCAGCAAAUGCUCGCUAUGAUGCAGUAUCUGUGCCGGGUGCACUACGACCACUUUGCGCUCGUCGACAUGCAGGAUCAGCUCCGUGAGUGCCGUAACCGCUUCAUGCUCUUCAUCUGCAAGAACGCCUCUAUGAUCGGACUCUAAGCAGCAUCAACAGCAGUAGACACUCUUUAAGUUAUGGACGUCAGGUCGCCACGUCCUGUAUCAUAAUUGCCCCACUACCAUCAGCUAGCGGCAACAGUAAUAUAACGCCGAAUUUUAGACCACGCAA
This is a messenger RNA of Phytophthora infestans T30-4, 708 nucleotides long. RefSeq lists its product as uncharacterized. The transcript has a single exon. NCBI's taxonomy places the organism in Eukaryota, Oomycota, Peronosporomycetes, Peronosporales, Peronosporaceae. The coding region runs from base 120 to 581 and encodes 153 amino acids. The record is from RefSeq and is a predicted model, not a curated record.